Molecule: messenger RNA, 2804 nt
Organism: Gastrolobium bilobum
Lineage: Eukaryota; Viridiplantae; Streptophyta; Magnoliopsida; Fabales; Fabaceae
Product: oxysterol-binding protein-related protein 1C-like
Exons: 10
Coding region: 206-2620 (804 amino acids)
Cellular component (GO): intracellular membrane-bounded organelle; cytosol; membrane
Molecular function (GO): sterol binding
Source: RefSeq, a predicted model, not a curated record
CUCCCCAGCCUUCACACUUGACUCGUCCAUUCCAUUCUUCUCAUUCCGAUCGCCAAUAACUUAACAUAAUAUGAACCUUAAUCUAAUCGCCACCGUUAUCCCUGGUUGCGCCGCCACUCUACGCCGCCUCUUCGCCACCGUCGAAUCCACCAACAGCUCCGCUUUCUCUCGUUUACAUUAACAAACAACACACAGACACAUAUAUAUGCAUCCUUUCUGCUGCGUCUCCGCCAUCUCCGAUCACUCUUCCGCCGGCUUCGACAUGCCUCCUCUUCCCCCCGCCGCCGCCGUCAGAUCCGAUUCGGUUCUCCUACCCGCUAACCAUAACCAUGGUCAAAUCAACCACUGCAUCACGAACGGCAGCGACUGGAGCCGCUCGAGUCAACAGCAACAGCAGCAGCCGCCGCAGGCGUCUGCGGCGGCGGUGGACGUGAAGAUCAACGACCUUGUCGGGAAUGGAAUCUCCGGGAUACUGCACAAGUGGGUGAACUACGGCAAAGGAUGGAGGCCUCGGUGGUUCGUGCUCCAAGAUGGCGUUCUCUCCUACUACAAGAUUCACGGACCCGACAAGAUCGUCGUCAAUCCCGAAACUGAAAAGGGAUCCAAAGUCAUCGGCGAAGAGUCCAUGCGAAUGAUCGCUCGAAACCGCAAUUCUCGUCAUUCCAAUCACCCCAACUUCCACCGUCGACGAAAGCCCUUCGGCGAAAUCCAUCUCAAGGUUUCUACCAUUCGUGAGAGCAGAUCUGAUGACAAGCGCUUUUCCAUUUUCACUGGGACAAAGAGACUCCACUUGAGGGCUGAGACUCGUGAAGAUCGAGUGGCAUGGAUGGAGACCUUGCAGACAGUGAAAGAUAUGUUCCCCAGGAUGUCCAACAGUGAACUGAUGGCUCCGGUGGACAAUGUGGCUAUUUCAACUGAGAAACUGAGGCAUCGGCUUCUGGAAGAAGGUGUAAGUGAGCCAGCCAUUCAGGAUAGUGAGCAAAUUAUGAGAAAUGAGUAUGCAGCACUACAAAACCAGCUUAUGUUGCUUAAGCAGAAGCAGUUGACCCUAAUCGACACUCUGAGGCAUUUAGAGACAGAAAAGGUUGAUCUGGAGAACACUGUUGUUGAUGAGAGCCAAAGACAAUUGAAUGAUCAAGAGGCUUCGUCUAGAUUAAGGCAGGAAAAAUCUAGUGGUAAGUCAAGUGCAAGUGAGUCUGAGGAUGAUAAUGAGAGAAAUGAUGCAGCAGAAGAAGAAACAGAUGAAGAUGACACCGCCUUUUUUGACACUCGUGAUUUUCUGUCAUCCAGUUCUUUUAAAAGCAAUGGAUCUGAUUUUAGGGUUUCAUCUUUCUCUUCAGAUGAUGGACUCCAUGCAGUUGAAUCAGAGGAGGAUGUAGAUCCUUUGAUUAGAUCUGUUGGGACCAACUAUCCUUAUAUUAAGCGGCGUAAGAAAUUGCCUGACCCUGUUGAAAAAGAGAAAGGUGUCAGUCUUUGGUCAAUGAUUAAGGAUAAUAUUGGGAAGGAUCUAACUAAAGUUUGCCUUCCUGUUUAUUUUAAUGAGCCUCUCUCCUCUCUGCAAAAAUGUUGUGAAGAAAUGGAGUAUUCGUAUCUUCUAGACCGAGCAUAUGAGUGGGGAAGGAGGGGUAAUAGCCUCAUGAGGAUUCUCAAUGUUGCUGCUUUUGCUGUAUCUGCCUAUGCUUCAACUGAAGGGAGAAUUUGCAAACCGUUUAAUCCGUUACUAGGGGAAACAUAUGAGGCUGACUUUCAAGAUAAAGGCCUUCGAUUUUUUUCAGAGAAGGUCAGUCAUCACCCUAUGAUAGUCGCAUGUCACUGUGAGGGUACAGGUUGGAAAUUUUGGGGAGAUAGCAAUUUAAAGAGCAAAUUUUGGGGCCGAUCAAUUCAGCUUGAUCCUGUUGGUAUUUUGACUUUGGAAUUUGAUGAUGGUGAAGUAUUCCAAUGGAGUAAGGUUACUACAUCAAUAUACAAUCUCAUUUUGGGAAAGUUGUAUUGUGAUCACUAUGGUACAAUGCGCAUACAGGGAAACCGAGAAUACUCGUGUAAACUGAAAUUCAAGGAACAAUCUAUAAUUGAUCGAAAUCCUCACCAGGUUCAAGGUAUUGUUCAGGACAGAAAUGGGAAAACAUUAUCUACGUUACUUGGAAAAUGGGAUGACAGCAUGUAUUAUAUUAAUGGAGACUAUGGCGGGAAGGGGAAAGGUUAUGAAUCUUCAUCAGAAGCCCAUCUGCUCUGGAAGCGGAGCAAGCCUCCCAAGUUUCCCACUAGAUACAAUUUCACUCGCUUUGCCAUUACAUUAAAUGAACUCACCCCUGGAUUAAAGGAAAAGCUGCCACCAACUGAUUCCAGGUUAAGACCAGACCAAAGGUAUUUGGAAAACGGGGAGUAUGAGAUGGCUAACUCUGAAAAGUUACGGCUAGAGCAGCGGCAACGGCAGGCUCGGAAGAUGCAAGAAAGCGGUUGGAAACCACAGUGGUUUACUAGGGAUAAAGCAAGCGGUACCUACCGCUACUUAGGAGGGUAUUGGGAAGCCCGAGAACGAGGAAAGUGGGAGUCCUGUCCUGACAUCUUUGGCCAAAUUGCUUCUGAUCAUCUUUCAGACGAAGGUCAAAUUACAUUGUAGAUUUUCAAUUUUUUCCUCCAAUUUUUUUUUUUUUUACUGAUGGGUGCCAUAGGACUGCUAUAUCGCAGUUAAGGUACCCCCGUCUAAUUCAUGACAGCCAAUCAUUUGAAAAUAUGAACAGGUAAUAAUGUAAUUCUUUUUCCAUUACAAGUCUCAUUUUAUAUCAUCAUUAUUUUUAUUAUUA